ACAAAUGUAAGAAAAUGUCAAGGGACCAUUGCCUCUAUACUUGACACUAUAUGAAAAUAUUAAAAGGGUCUAUUCUGAAGGGCUAAUCACAAUAAGUUCCAAUGGAUGCAGCUGAGAAGCUGGCGGAGGCUGCUCGCGUGGGUAAUAUUGAUGUGUUAUAUGAGCUUCUAUGUUCAGAUCAAUUUCUACUGGAGAGAUUUGAACAGGUACAAUUUAUCGAUACGCCUCUGCAUAUAGCAGCCUCAGAAGGUUGUACACACUUUGCUAUUGAAAUAAUGAGCUUAAAACCUUCAUUUUGUGGGAGACUCAACACCAAUGGAUUUAGCCCCCUUGACUUGGCUUUGCGCAACGGACACAGGGAGACUGUGUCAAGGCUGGUUCAAUUUAACCCCGACCUUAUCCGAGUGCAAGGAAAGGAAAGAAUUACACCUUUGCAUUAUGUUGCAGAAACAGAUGACAUAGAAUUUUUGGCCGAAUUUUUACUAGCUUGUCCUGCAUCUAUCGAGGACUUGACCAUUCGCGAUGAAACUGCAGUUCAUAUUGCUGUGAAAAAUAGCAAUGAAAGAGCAUUCAAAGUCCUCUUAGGAUGGCUUCAGCGGACUGAAAAUUUGGAUAUUUUGGACUGGAAAGAUGAGACUGGAAAUACAGUUCUGCAUAUUGCAGCUUCUACAAAUCAACCUCAGGUGGUUAGACGUUUGAUCAAAAGAGUUUACACACUUAAUGAAGUUAACGCAGAAGGCUUGACAGCAUUCGAUAUUGCCCUAAGACUACCAAUGGAUUCGAGCAGAGAAGUUAAGAAAGUUUUGCAAAAGGCCGGAGUUUGCAGAUCUUCAUUACUUCCCUCAGUUUGUAGCAAGGCGCAAUUUUUCAGUUCAAAAGAAUACAUGUCUCAGAAAAUAGUAAAGCUCCACGCUUUUCUACAUAAGGGUUUAUCAGAAGACACGCGCAACGUGCUUCUAGUGGUUGCAGUGCUAAUUGCCACAGCUUCUUAUCAAGCUGUAUUGAGUCCUCCAGGAGGACUUUAUUCCAAUGAUAAUGGAAAAUUACAAGGUGGUUUAAGCAAUGGACAAGUACAAAUGCCGACUAAUUAUCUGAAUUUGUUCCUUAUUUUCAACUCUUUGGCCUUUGCUUUGUCUGUUGGAAUGAUGGUUUUAUUCAUUCAGGAGAGUUUGGGUGGCGCGCUGCUAGAUUUGGCGCUGCUGUUUCUGAUGCUGAGCUAUUUCAUAUCCAUGUUUUCAAUAUCAGGGAAUACGGAAACUGGUUUAAUGAGUGCAGGUGGCGCGUUAGCUAUUAUUUCUUCGCUUUUCUUGUUUUUCUUAAUAAUAAUGCCAAAGAUGUGGGUGGAUGCGCCAGGUAUGAUGCUACUCGAUUGUUUGACACGCCGGGAAACUGUUUCUGAUCGAAUGCAGUAUCGUCUGGUGGCUAAGAAGUAUUCAUCAUUAGUUGGUCACAAGUGUAAAGGGAUUCAUUGUAAUGAUAAUAUUGGAAUUUUGCACAAUCUUGCUUUUUUUAGCGAAUGAUGUUGUAUGAGAUGGAAGUCCUACAUUAAUAGUAUCAUGUCUUUUUUCAACAAGG
Nicotiana attenuata is the source of this 1575-nucleotide messenger RNA. RefSeq names its product ankyrin repeat-containing protein At5g02620-like. Gene Ontology annotation, molecular function: protein binding. The record is from RefSeq and is a predicted model, not a curated record. Lineage: Eukaryota; Viridiplantae; Streptophyta; Magnoliopsida; Solanales; Solanaceae. The transcript has 2 exons. The coding region runs from base 102 to 1520 and encodes 472 amino acids.